Messenger RNA from Callithrix jacchus (white-tufted-ear marmoset), 2335 nucleotides. RefSeq names its product CD79a molecule (gene CD79A). Lineage: Eukaryota; Metazoa; Chordata; Mammalia; Primates; Cebidae. Gene Ontology annotation, biological process: B cell differentiation; B cell receptor signaling pathway. Gene Ontology annotation, cellular component: B cell receptor complex; external side of plasma membrane; membrane. Gene Ontology annotation, molecular function: transmembrane signaling receptor activity. The record is from RefSeq and is a predicted model, not a curated record.
AGAUCACAAGGUCAAAAGAUCAAGACCAUCCUGGCCAACAUGGUGAAACCCUGUCUCUACUAAAAAUACAAAUAUUAGCUGGGUGUGGUGGUGCGGGCCUGUAGUCCCAGCUACUCAGGAGACUGAGGCAGGAGAAUCGCUUGAACCCAGGAGGCGGAGGUUUCCAUAAGCAGAGAUUGCACCACUGCUCUCCAGCCUGGUGACAGAGGGAGACUCGGUCUCAAAAAAAAGAAUUCCAGUAAUGAGCUGAUCAUGGGUCUAACUCCUUGAAUACCGGGAACAAACACCAUGUCAUAUCACAUAAUGAGACAGGGAGACAUUCUGAUCCCCAUCUCAGAGACAAAAAAUGCCAAGGCUGGAAGGAUCAAACUGCCCACCUUGUCACAUGUUAGCCACGGGGCAGCCUGCCUUACUGAUUCUUCAUGAGCAUUUAUAGUGACUAGCAUUUACUGAGCACCUAUUAUGUGCCAUUUCUGUGCACCCAGCAACCCCUUUAAGUCCUUGUUUCUUUUUUUUUUCUUUUUGAGAUGGAGUCUUGCUCUGUUACCCAGGCUGGAGUGCAAUGGCACCAUCUCAGCUCACUGCAACCUCAGUCUCCCAAGUUCAAGUGAUUCUCCUGCCUCAGCCUCCUGAGUAGCUAGGAUUACAGGCACCCACCAUGCCCAGCUAAUUUUUGUGUUUUUUGGUAGAGAUGGGAGUUUCACCAUAUUGUUCAGGCUGGUCUUGAACUCCUGACCUCGUGAUCAGCCUGCCUCGACCUCCCAAAGUGCUGGGAUUACAGACGUGAGCCACCGCGCCCAGCCUUAAGUCAUUGUUUCUAAUCCCAAGAAGCAAGGAAAUGGCGUCAGGGAAGGAACAAGGUUUGCCCAAGGUCAGGCAGGGGCAGAGGUCAAGCUCAGAACCCUCACCUGCCCAGAGCACGUGACCAGGACUCAGGCUCUCUAGGCUUCCUUCCAAAGGCUCAGCAGUGAUGACCCAGCCCUUGAACCAGCCUCUACCCCUACCCAGGCAGCCACCUCUCAGGGGAAUUGUGGCCACCGCAGGUGCAGGGAGCACUUCCUCUCUACUCAUGGCCUGAAGCAUACCCGGCAGGGGCUGUCCCCAGGCCCAACGAGCAAAGGACCCAGCAGCGAGGACCACUAGAGCCCAUCUCCGGGGGGCUGGGCAGGAAAUAGGGUGGGGUUUGGGUAGGGAGCUGGUACCCCAGGACUGCUGCAGCUCAAACUAACGCAUCGACCGGGAGAAGAUGCCUGGGGGUCUCGGAGUCCUCCAAGCUCUGCCUGCCUCCAUAUUCCUCCUCUUCCUGCUGUCUGCUGCCUACCUGGGCCCUGGGUGCCAGGCCCUGUGGGUGCACAAGGGCCCAACAUCGUUGAUGGCAAGCCUGGGGGAAGAGGCCCACCUACAGUGCCUUCACAAUGGCAGUAACACCAACGUCACCUGGUGGCGUGUCCUCCACGGCAACUACACGUGGCCCCCGGUGUUCGUCGGCCUGGGCCAGGGUGUCAACGGUACGCUGACCAUCCAGAACGUGAACAAGAGCCACGGAGGCAUAUACAUGUGCCGUGUCCAGGAGGGCAACAAGCCAUACCAGCAGUCCUGCGGCACCUACCUCCGCGUGCGCCACCCGCCCCCCAGGCCCUUCCUGGACAUGGGGGAGGGCACCAAGAACCGCAUCAUCACAGCCGAGGGGAUUAUCCUCCUGUUCUGCGCAGUGGUGCCUGGAACGCUGCUGCUGUUCAGGAAACGAUGGCACAAUGAGAAACUCGGCUUGGAUGCUGGGGAUGAAUAUGAAGACGAAAACCUUUAUGAAGGCCUGAACCUCGAUGACUGCUCCAUGUAUGAGGACAUCUCCCGGGGCCUCCAGGGCACCUACCAGGAUGUGGGCAGCCUCCACGUAGGAGAUGUCCAGCUGGAGAAGCCGUGACACCCCUCCCCUGCCAGGCUGCCACCACCUGCAGUAUAUCCAGCUCCAGGGUUUCUCCUCACUUCCCGGGAACAUUCUCCCUUCAGCCCUCCGGGAGGAUUCCUUAGUCAUCUUCCCCUGGUUGGGGGCGGGGAGGUAACUUCCUCUUCUCCAGUGAGGAGAAGAGUGAGGUUACCCUGGAUUCCUUGGACUCCCCCCGGGGGUGUCCCACUCUUCUUUUCUCUAGACUGCCCCACCCCCCACCCCUUAACCCAGUCCUCCCCCUGCUGCCUUUCCCAGGCUCCCACCACCCCAGCAGGUAAUGAGCCCUUAAUCGCUGCCUCUAGGGAAGCUGAUUGUAGCAGCCUCGUUAGUGUCACCCCCUCCUCCCAGUCCUGUCAGGGCCACUUAGUGAUAAUAAAUUCUUCCCAA